Durusdinium trenchii is the source of this 2064-nucleotide messenger RNA. The record is from the annotation of a GenBank genome assembly. NCBI's taxonomy places the organism in Eukaryota, Dinophyceae, Suessiales, Symbiodiniaceae.
AUUUGGGCUCAAGAUUGAUCGAGUGGGUCCACGCCAAUCCGGAGGACCUCUAGGACCCAGUGAUGGGGAACACUGGAUCCUGUUGCUCUUGCGAGGAUGACGUGCAAGGCAGUGAGGACUCAAAGAGGUGGGUCAACCUUCUGACUGAGAGAGGGCUGGCACCACCUUUGGGUGGUUAGAGACCAGAAAUCCCCAGGUGGCGAAGGGAAGAAGGAGUCAACCAGCGGCGCUGGACAUCGAGACGUGUAGCAAAAUUAUGCAACAUGGCAUACCAUAAAAUGGUCAUCUUUGGAACUGUUUUCUGAAAUGUAGAAGACUAAGAAGCAGCUGAGUGGAUGGAUCCACCAAAGCCUGAAGCUGACUCUGAAGUAGUGGUGCGCUUUCGAUAAGCCCCACACUGCACAUCCAUCCCAGCAGUUUGGACAAUGGUCAGUGUGAAGAAUUGCAGAUGUCCAACUGUCCAACGUAAGAAAAGUGUGCAAAUUGCGUGCCCAUGGGUUUAUCAUGGUUUAUCCGACUAUCCCUUCGAUUUGCCCGAAGAAUCAUCCUGAUCGAUCCAAUUGAUUGGGCCAUGAUGACAUCUAAUCCACCCUGAAAAGAGGACAGAACAACAUGCAUGUGACUGGUGGCCACAGAAAUGUGUUGACCGAGUCACAUUGGUUGACCCGGACUGGUUGAAUCCCUCAAGACCUCUUGGCUACAUCAUCGAGCUUCAACAUCGUUCCUCUUGCAGUUUUCCAACGAUGGAGUUAUGCGCCAAGAUUGUUCGGCCUUGUGCUACUCAGCAGGUGUUUUAAAAGAUGCAACACACACACACAUCUAACAAGAACAACUGUCACCUUGGGUGCCUUGGCUUUGUUUGUUUGAGUUCCUAGUCUUCUUGGAAUGACUUCUGGAGUCUCACCGAUGUAGCACUGUAGAAAACAGAAGGCAAGACCUGAUUCCUCACACUUUUGUUUGUUUUCUGCCAUCUCGGAUGGGCACCUCGUUCGCAGCGCUCAACCGACUGAUACUGUAUUGUUUACACAGGUUUACCUGGUCACUGACACAACUCACCAUGCACUACUCAUCGUUUCUUGGGGACCCAGGCCGGGCAGACAAGCCAGAAAAAGGCCGGGCAGUGGCUUAACCGGUGAGAUGUGUCACGUGGGGCGAUGAUGAGACCGUGAGACCAUGCUGAAGUUCUCUUCGCCAUGUGCGUGCGUGGUCCAUGUGUCAGUUCGCCGGGGCAUGGUCAUCUAGGAAUCCACUACACCUCGACUGAAAAGGAAUUUGGCCUCAAAAGUUCUUUCAACACCGAGUUGGAAGACGUGGGCAUCCUUAGAUAUCAGAUAGCUUUGGACAAAUGAGCUUCUAUCAUUGGCUUGCCGCGACUUGCCAUAUUUCCUUCAUUCCUUUGAGACAGAGCAUGGAUCCCGUUUGUUUGGGAAGAGUUUUGGACCAAGCAACUUUCAUUAGGUCGCCGACGGAGUUCACCAUCAUCCUCGACCGAAGGAACAACGAGGGCCUCGGCGUGGAUGCGGCACCUGAGAAGGUCGGGACGCUGGAGAUCAAAAGCGUCACGCCUGGAGGUCUUGUGGACAGGUGGAACCAGGCCCAACAGCCUGGGUCUCGAGAGAUUGUCAGGCCAGGCAUGCGCGUGGUCGAGGUGAAUGGUCGCUUCAAUAGCGCAGUGGGCCUCAUUGCAGCGUGUCGAGAAACAGAGGCACAGAGAGACGAUCCGCUGCGCUGGAUCAUGGGGGAUGCAAGACCCACCCGAGGUUCCGCAGGGCAUCCGCUCCGUCUUCAGACGCUCCGCGCUCCGCACCAAUGCCGAAUGUUUGACUGGUUCCUGCUUCCCACUGCGGUGACUGAAGCCGCACUGGGGGUUCACCCCAUAAGUGAAAGACAGCGGCUUCGAAUAUGUUGAUCUCUACACCGUGCUUCACGUUGCGAUUGAGCCAUGACAGGCCGUUGGUUGAUAGACAAUGCCUCGCCCGUGGCCGCGAUCUAUCCGCGAUUCCAUGGUGAAUGCACCCAGCGUCGAUUCUCCAGAAAGAGCAUGAAAUGGAAGUAAAAUGGAAG